Molecule: messenger RNA, 3767 nt
Organism: Cheilinus undulatus (humphead wrasse)
Lineage: Eukaryota; Metazoa; Chordata; Actinopteri; Labriformes; Labridae
Gene: myadmb
Product: myeloid associated differentiation marker b
Exons: 2
Coding region: 190-1071 (293 amino acids)
Cellular component (GO): membrane
Source: RefSeq, a predicted model, not a curated record
CGGGGAUUUGCCUCUUCUGAGCUGCUAGUCACAGAGCUGUGGCGUUACAAUCUGCUGCUGGUCCUUCUGGAGAACAGAGACCGUCUGCCACCAAGCAACAGAGAGUUUUCUCUGAGCAGCUGAUGGUGAAAAUCUGAAGAAGUGACUCCCAAAAAGAAGUGACUCAUUUCUCAAACUCUAUCUACUAUCAUGGCUGUAGUCCUCAAAUCCAGCCCCCUCCUAUGGGUACGCUUGGCAGCCCUGGUCUUCUCCUGCGUGGCCUUCUCCUUGGCAAUCCACGGUGCUAGACUCCACCAUGGCACAGGAGACUGGUGCAUCUUCUGCUGGGCCUUCAGUUUCGCCGGUACUCUUCUCGUCCUCCUUGUGGAGCUGUUUGGCCUUCAGACCAGAGCCCCUGUUUCCUGGAAGAACUUCCCCAUCACCUUUGCCUGCUACGCCGCCCUGCUCUGUCUGUCCGCCUCCAUCAUCUUCCCCCUCUACUUCGUCAAAGGCGCCUCAACCCAGGAUGAAGUCGGCAACUACCGCAUCGUGACAACGGUCUUCUCCUGCCUGGCUACCAUUGCCUACAUAACCGAGGUUAGCAUCAGCAAGGCGCGGCCAGGAGAGGUGGCAGGCUACAUGGCCACAGCCCCCGGCCUGUUGAAAGUCUGCGAGACCUUUGUAGCCUGCAUCAUCUUCGUCUUCAUCAGCGACCCGCCGCUGUAUGAACGUCACGAUGCACUCAAGUACUGCAUGUCCGUCUACUGCAUCUGCUUCAUCCUGUCGGCGGUCAUCAUCCUGCUCUGCAUUGGCGAGUGCACCGGCUGCCUUCCCUUCUCAUUUGCUCGUUUCCUGUCUGGCUACGCCCUGCUGGCAGUUGUUCUCUAUCUGUCAGCAACCAUCAUCUGGCCGGUCUUCAAUUUUGAUCCCAAGAAUGGCGGAACGAAACACAGGCCCUACAACUGCAGCUCUGGGAUCGGUCUGUGCAUGUGGGAUAAGUACAUGGCAGUGGCCGUGCUAACCGGUGUGAACUUUAUCCUCUACCUGGUGGAUCUUAUCUAUUCCACCCGCCUGGUGUUUGUCAGCUCUUGAAUGAAGGAAAAAGUUGUCAGGCCUGCAGUUAGCGUCACAUAAGAUUGAAUUUGGCAUGUUUGUAAAGGCUCUAAAAGGACUGUUUAAUACAGUGCUGCAAAGCAAAUACAUCUCAUCUGUUAGUUCAAUGCUAACAAUAAAAGCUACAAGAAGUUUUAGGCCAUAAUAAAGGCAGACUAAAGCCUAGUUCAAACCAAAGAUUUUUGAUAUAGCAAAACCGUUUUUCAUCAUUUGAGGAGACAGUUACACCUGUGGGAACUGAGCUCAAAUAUCGCCUGGUUUAGUUUCAUUGCAAGCCUGUAAAUAAUGGUGAAGAGAUUAGCUACGAUGUAGCUAUAACGUCUGUUUUAUCAGAACUGGACACAUUUCUUUAGUAAAAGAAGAGACCUGAAAGCUUUUCUGUGCAGAAAGGUUGUUUUGUUUUCCAUCCAGACAACCUUUGGCAUGACUUCACCAGCGGGCUCCAGUGACAGUUAGCAACUAUAAAGGCUGCCUGUCAAGUUCACGUUCUGUAGUUUGUUUUCCGGGGUUGUGCAGACAUAGUGUGAGAUAUGUUUUGAUGCUCUGCAGCUACAAGACAGGCAUGAAACUAAACCACCAGAAGUUGUUGCUAUGGAAACGAUAUAUUGUCUCUUCCAGUUGCAAAGGUGUAAACUGCCAGGCUUUAAGAAAGUAGCAAAUUUUAACUCGUGUUAUUGCGAAUCCUUGGUCUGAACUGGGUUUAAAGUUGGGAAAAUUUUAAAAACUUUGGUGUGUCUCUGUUCAAUGUGUUAGUUAACUUAUUCUAUUGAUCUGUAGUUUAAGAAUCACCAGCAAAGCAACAAAUCUUCAGUUAAAUUUUAAAUCAAAAGCUACCAUAAGAAAAGAGAGAGAGGCAGGCUGGCAAAAUGUUGGUACUUAAUGCUGUUGACUCAUUUGUACAAUUUAGACAACUCGGUAUUAUCUGCUUUUCUUCUUGUGUUAUAUUGAUGUUAACAUUUCUGGUAUCGUGACAAUCAUGUAGCAGACUGUUGAGUCAUACUGCAGCUAUCCAUCCAUUAUCAACACUGCUUAGCCCACUGGGGCUGGAGCCUAUUCCGGCUGUCACUGGGCGAGAGCCCGGGUACACCCUAAACUGGUCACCAGUCAGUCACAGGGCUGUCAUACAGAGGCACAAAAUCAGGCACUAUCACACUCACACCUACAGGCAAUUUAGAGUCACCAAUUAACUUAGCGAGUAUGUCUUUAGUGGUGGGAAGCCAGAGUCCCUUGAGAGAACCUGCAAACCCCAGACAAAAAGGCCCAGGAAACAAUUCUUGCUAUGAGGCAGCAGUGUGAACCCCUGCAGCCAAUACUGCAGCUAGUUUGCAGUAAAUUUGUGAACUGCUUUAAAUCUAUUUGUUGUCUGAAUUUUUCCUGGCAAGUUGAGAGUAAACUGUUGAUUCAAAGCAGAACAAAGCUGGAGUAAAGGUGCCCAGAGUUCUUGUGUAGCAGUUGACCCAGGAUGUACUAGAUAAUGCUUUGAAAGCACUGAAUGUGGCAACUUCAGCUGUCCAUUCUGAGAAUUAAAGCCAAAGUGUUUGUGUUUUGAUGACCCAGAACUCAAUAUUUUGCCUUUGCAGACCUGCCAAAUUUGAUUUGUACAGAGUGUACUGCCAGCCUGAGGACCACAGAGAGAAGAUGGAGAGGCUGGUGUUAAUGGCUAUGUUUACAUGUACAACAAUAUUCCUUUAAUUUACGGAGGCUUUUUGUUCAUGUGUCGGAGCACGUAAAUGUCAAUCUCAGAGGCCUGGAUAGACUCAUACCUUGACUUGAAAGACCUGAAUGUGAUUUCUGGAAUAUGCUGAUACUAAAAACCUUUCCUUCCCCAGUAAACCUUGUUACUGGUUAUCAUACACAAAUAACAAGAUUUGAUCAGAGGUGUAAUGGAUCUGGAUGUAAGUAAGCUAUAAAAAGAUUCUCAAGCUAAAACCCAAACCCAUGCAAACAUAGUCUGUAAGAACAACCAAAGAAAAUGGCGGCUCACUGUGUUUUUGUUUGAUUUGAUUUUUUUUUUUUUAUGUCAGUGCUCUGCCUCAAGUUUGUCUCCAUAACAGACUGCCACACAGUAUUUCUUUUUGCUUUUAACAGCUGAGGAACAAGACAUAGAAGGAAAAAAUGAAUGUUAAAGGAACCAAUAACAGUCGUUUAUGUGAAGAUUUCAAAUGACCUAUCAAAUGCAUCAAUGACCAAGUUUCAAACUUGUUUUUUUAUUGUUUUAAUAUGAUUUACUGACCACAUUGUAAUGAGCCCUGAGACUUUAAACUAUAAAACAAUAGGUCACAUGGCAUUGCUAGACUGAAUAAGAAAUGCUAGGCUAGCUACUGCUAUAAAAUAUGUGUAUCUGCACUGCAAGCUUCAGUGAAUUGCAAGAAUAUAUAUUUGGAUUCUAAAAUAGAUAAGGUGCACUUAAUAGUAGUAUAUUAAUGAUGUAAUGGUGUUUAAACUCUUGGUGUCUCUGAAUAUCAAAUGUUGUCAGUUAACACUUACAUCACUAAAUUCAUUGCUGAUUGGGUCUAUUGGCGUUGUACUGCUGUAAUCUCAGAGGAAUAAGGAUGCUCUUGAUGUUGUGUUAUAUUCAAUUUUUUAUAUUUCACUUUCUGUGUUUUGUGCAAAUCCACACCAGUGUUAAAGGAAAACAUAAUCCAGUGUUUAAAUAAAACCACAUGUAAAACAGA